Messenger RNA from Kuraishia capsulata CBS 1993, 858 nucleotides. RefSeq lists its product as uncharacterized. The record is from RefSeq and is a predicted model, not a curated record. The transcript is spliced from 2 exons. The coding region runs from base 1 to 858 and encodes 285 amino acids. NCBI's taxonomy places the organism in Eukaryota, Fungi, Ascomycota, Pichiomycetes, Pichiales, Pichiaceae. Gene Ontology annotation, molecular function: aldehyde dehydrogenase (NAD+) activity.
AUGGCUCUGAACUCGAGUUGGAAAGAUUCGUUGCUUACUGCUGAGGUGUUCUCCCGGAAGUCCCAGUAUGUGCUCGAAGAGAUCAACAAGACAAUGGUUCAGCUAACCAAUCCAGCUUGGCUUCCUAUACAAAUUUCGGUCUCCUUUCUGGUGACUGUAGUGUUUCCCACGUUUUAUUUUUUUUUAAGGAAAUCGCGCAAGAGAGCAGAAAGUGCUGUAAAGAUUGAGGUUAUUGCUCCAGAAGAGGCCAAACCGCACUGGAAAGGUAAGAGGCUGAACCCUGUCUCCAUCAGGAACCCGGAUGAGCCAGCUUUUAUCCAGUCUUACUGUCCAGCCACUGGCCAAUAUUUGGGUAAAUUCAAGUCUUCAACUACUGAGGAUAUAGACACGGCCAUUGCAUUGGCAGCUGAAGCCCAACAGAAGUUCGCGUUAACUUCGUUCAAGGAGCGCCGGAAGGUCUUGAGGACUUUAAACCAGUUUAUAUGUGAUAACCAAGAGAUAAUUGCUCGUGUGGCAUGUCGGGAUUCUGGCAAGACCAUGGUUGAUGCUUCGAUGGGAGAAAUUCUGGUUACUCUGGAGAAGAUCAACUGGAUCCUCAAGAACGGCGAGAAGUCAUUGAAGACAUCCACGAGACCUGGUCCUUCCAAUCUACUCAUGAGCUACAAAAGGGCUGAAGUCAGAUACGAGCCUCUGGGUGUGGUUGCUGCUUUGGUGAGUUGGAACUACCCCUUCCACAAUCUCAUGGGCCCCGUCAUUGCCAGUAUCUUCACUGGAAAUGCGCUGCUCUUCUGGGAUGUGGACAUGAUCCUAAUAUUGUUCAGCUGGUGUGCUGCUGGCCAGAAGACGCUGAUCAUCUAA